Molecule: messenger RNA, 1539 nt
Organism: Toxotes jaculatrix (banded archerfish)
Lineage: Eukaryota; Metazoa; Chordata; Actinopteri; Toxotidae
Product: prostate stem cell antigen-like
Exons: 3
Coding region: 192-575 (127 amino acids)
Source: RefSeq, a predicted model, not a curated record
GAGUGAGAGGACUUCAAAGAGGAAGAAAAUUUAAUUUUGGAAUUACCUGGGGGGACACAGCAGAUCAACCGCAUCAGUUAGUUCAACGAGAGGCUUGUAGCGUCUCAGGAGGGGAUUUUUAACUUUUUGGUACCAUCCAGCUUGGAGAUUAAUCUAAAAACAUUUGCAGACUUCUUCUUACUGGAAGCACCAUGCCUCGUUUACCGCUUCUAAUUGUAUUCCUGUGUUGUCUUCCCCUGGCAGCCUGUUUGCACUGUUACGUCUGUCUGUUCCCCGCCAUCUCCCCUCUGGACUGCCUCAGGUUUCCCCAGGAGUGUCCGGCCGGUCAGCGCUGCCUGUCAAGCACUGCAACAGGAAGACGGGGUGCUCUACAAGUGACAAUGUACGAGAAGAGCUGUGCCGUUUCCGCCCAGUGUGGGUUGAGUGGGCAGAAAUACGCCUCGGGCCUCUUCUUCAACUACACCAACAUCUGCUGUGAUACUGACCUGUGUAACGGGGCUGUGUCGGUUGCUGCCCUCAGCUGGGGAGGAGCAGCUCUCUGCCUGCUGCCUGGACUGGCUCUGCUGCUGGCCUGAGGCUGUGGCCACGCUCAGCCACAGACCGAGAGGAUGUGAGAGACCUUGGGAGAGAUUAUCUGGAAAAGAUGUAUAAAAAUGUACACUCACAGGCACAUGGGCAUGCACUUGUGCGCCAGUAAGGUUUGAAAACUCCUGUUUUUAAAAAUAAUUAACAGUGAACAUGUCUUAAAGGCCACCAAGCAAAUAACAGUAAGUAAAUAAGUAAUUUUUGAGAAGCCUUUUCUACAACUCAGUAUUUUCUUGCCAUGCAGGUGUAAAACAUAAGAUUUUCAAACAUGCUUAGGUCCAAAUAAUUGAUUUUUAUGUUGUUUAAAACACUGAUUCCCAACCCUUUUGGCUUGUGGAAACAAAAAAAUAAAGCAACAUCUAACCCUCAUGAAAAGAGGUGAGAGCAGUUCAACUGAAGAGGGAUUUUUCUUCUCAGAUCAUUUCACUUUCUGUUUAACAGAAAUGGGGUUUUGUUUUGUACUCUUCUUCUAAUUAUCCGGUGACUCUUAAUAUUUCUGAAUCCAAGGGUGGGAACCAUUGAUAAGAAGUGGGGGAAAAAUAGAUGAUGAUGAUGAAAAUGGCAGCCACAAAAUUUACUAACAAACAAAAACAAAAACUGCAGACAAAAAAAAAAAAAAGUGAAGGAACAAAACAUAUUGCCUAUGUCCUUAUAUCAGUGUACCAUUAAUGAUAAUACCAUAGUGAUGCUAAAAACUUUAACACUCUACUUUGAAGAGAUGCCUCCUCAGUAUAAUGCAUUUCAUUUGGGCUCUGUUUUAUGUGUAUUAGCAUGUAUUAUUUUUUAAACCACUGUUCUUGACAACAUGUUUAUGGAUGUUGCUGUGUGAGAUUCUAAUGUUCUGCUUGUAUUACUAGAAAUUUUAUUGUUUGCACCUUUUCUUACACUUAUUUCUUGACCAUGUCAAUGCUGUUACCCUCGAUGAAGUUUAAAGAAUUAAAAAAAAAAAAAACA